Messenger RNA from Aptenodytes forsteri (emperor penguin), 2575 nucleotides. It is a transcript of the gene ACTR8, whose product is annotated as ARP8 actin-related protein 8 homolog. The coding region runs from base 199 to 1740 and encodes 513 amino acids. The transcript is spliced from 12 exons. NCBI's taxonomy places the organism in Eukaryota, Metazoa, Chordata, Aves, Sphenisciformes, Spheniscidae. Gene Ontology annotation, biological process: regulation of DNA-templated transcription; double-strand break repair. The record is from RefSeq and is a predicted model, not a curated record. Gene Ontology annotation, cellular component: Ino80 complex.
CAUCGUGGUGAUACACCCUGGCUCGACGACUCUGCGGCUCGGGAGGGCCACGGACACGCUUCCCGCUGGCAUUCCAUUCCCCAUGUCAUCGCGCGGCGGCACAAGCAGCAGGGACAGGCGGCCUACAGAGACAGCUGGCUCCUGAGGGACGGGCUCAACAAACCUGAAAGUACUGAGCAGAGACAAAAUGGCCUUAAAAUGGUGGACCAAGCAAUAUGGUCCAAAAAGAUGUCAAAUGGCGCAAGGCGUAUACCGGUGUCACCUGAUCAGGCCAGGUCAUACAACAGACAGAUGCGGCCAGCUAUUUUAGAUCACAGUUCUGGGGCCAAGUGGACAAACACAUCAAAUCAUCCUGAAUUUUUGGUAGGAGAAGAGGCACUGUAUGUUAAUCCACUAGAUUCUUAUAAUAUACAUUGGCCUAUUAGAAGAGGGCAGUUGAAUCUCCACACAGGCCCUGGUGGCUCCCUCACUGCAGUAUUAGCAGACCUUGAAGUUAUAUGGUCACAUGCAAUACAAAAAUACCUGGAAAUACCAUUGAAAGACUUAAAGUACUACAGAUGCAUUUUACUAAUUCCAGACAUCUAUAAUAAACAACAUGUGAAAGAACUGGUAAAUAUGAUCCUAAUGAAGAUGGGCUUCUCAGGAAUUGUUGUACACCAGGAGUCUGUCUGUGCUACCUUUGGAAGUGGUUUAAGCAGCGCAUGUAUAGUAGAUGUGGGAGAUCAGAAGACAAGUGUUUGCUGUGUGGAAGAUGGUGUUUCCCAUCGCAACACCAGGCUGUGCCUUGCAUAUGGAGGAUCUGAUGUGUCAAGGUGUUUUUAUUGGCUUAUGCAACGAGCAGGAUUCCCAUACAGAGACUGUCAGUUAACUAAUAAGUUGGAUUGCCUGCUGCUUCAGCACUUAAAGGAGACAUUUUGUCAUCUAGACCAGGAUAUUUCUGGAUUGCAAGACCAUGAGUUCCAGAUUCGUCAUCCGGAUUCUCCAGCUUUAUUAUACCAGUUCCGAUUAGGAGAUGAAAAAUUACAGGCUCCAAUGGCUCUGUUUUAUCCAGCAACAUUUGGAAUUGUUGGACAAAAAAUGACAACUUUGCAACACAGGUCACAAGGUGACCCUGAGGAUCCUCAUGAUGAACAUUAUCUGCUAGCCACACAAAGUAAGCAGGAGCAGUCUGCAAAAGCUACAGCUGAUAGAAAAUCUAUGUCGAAGCCUGGUGCGUUUGAGGGAGACUUGAGAGGCCAAGCCUCAGACAUUUCAGAGAGGAUCUACCCACAAGAAGUGGAACUGGGAUCUUCCCAGAGUGACUGUAUGAUAUCUGGAAAUGAUUCAGAGGAACCUUUAACUGCACACAUGUCCAGGAAAACAGCUAUUUCUCAGUUUGAAGGCAAAGCCUUAGGCCUUGACAAAGCCAUUCUUCAUAGUAUUGACUGCUGCGCAUCUGAUGAUACAAAAAAGAAGAUGUACAGCUCCAUCUUAGUAGUGGGAGGAGGCCUUAUGUUUCAUAAAGCUCAAGAGUUUCUUCAACACCGAAUUCUCAACAAAAUGCCACCUUCUUUUAGAAGAGUCGUUGAAAAUGUUGAAGUCAUCACAAGACCGAAGGAUAUGGAUCCCCGCUUAAUUGCAUGGAAAGGAGGUGCAGUUUUAGCCUGUCUUGAUACAACUCAGGAGCUAUGGAUAUAUCAGCGAGAAUGGCAGCGUUUUGGUGUCAGAAUGUUACGAGAGCGAGCUGCAUUUGUAUGGUAAUGGAUAUGUUUACAGUGGAACAUGAUUAAUUGGUGAUUCUUUUCCCCAAAUGCCCCCUUUUCCAGUGCAGAUGUAUUGAUCUUCUGCUGAUAGAUAUUUUUGUAUUUUAUUAAAACUAACUUCAACUGAGAUUUUUCCAAAAGUGGUGCAAGUCUUCAGCAUUGCUAUACUUCAUCUUUUGAAUUGUAUGCGUUGAAUUCUGUGUACAAAGUAUCACAGUCAUCUCCAAAUUCACUACAUUUAUAUUAUGUAGGUUACGUACAUUAAAAUCGCACAGUGUGGGAAUUUGAGGUAUAAAAUACUGAUGUGGCAGAUGUUAAGCCAAGAUUCAUUCCAGAUUCAUUCCAGUACACAGAAGCAAUAGCUGAAGAGUGCAGGCUGUGGGCUUAAUGCCUUAUUCCGAUUCAUACUCUAACGUAACCAGGAGAUGAAAUUGUUACGUAAGCAAUCAUCAUGGAAAAAGUGUAAUGGAGAACCCAAACUACAGUUGCUGUUGGUAUUUUGCUUAUAUAAUAAAUCAUAUUAUUCAGCAGAAAGACUUAAGAAUUUGAAAGUGGAGUAUUUUUUCUUGCCUGUUCUCAUCAUCAAAAGCUCUUGCUAGCUUUUCAUUAUCCAUGGCAGUUAUCCACUCUUUUCCCUAUUUAAAAAAUCCAAUAUAAUACACUCAAAAGAGCUAGAUGCAUUUUCAUAUAGCCAGCACCAACCUCAGUCCUAUGGUACAGGCACAUGAGCUUUUUCUCCCAACAAAUAUUCCUUAGUUACAGAAGUGCUAUUUGUUAGGUUUUUUUCUUCUGUAAUGAAGGCUCCCGCCACCCUCAGAUCACACCUCAAAUCC